UGCGUACAGAGGAAGAAACGCCCAUCACCCCGCCUAAGGUGAAAAUUCCAGUAUUAACGCAAGGAGGACCUAGUAAUGUGAAGGGCACAAGUACGGGAGUCGAGGGGCAAAGGCCGACAAAAACAUCCCUGAGUCUUGGGAGGAAAGUAAGAGAGGUGACGAAGCAGGGGACGAGACCACCGCCCCAUGUCGAGGAACAGACACUGACCAUUACGAGGAGCGAGAUGCAGAGGAUGAUUGCGGAAGCGGUGGCGGCCCAGCUCAAACAGACACAGGUCGAGCAACCUAGGGUUGAACAACCGCAGAUUGAGAAACCACCCCCUGAGCGUGAGCAACAAGCCCAGUCCAAUGAGAGACAGAACAUGAGGGUGGACGAGGAAGAAUCCUCUGUGAGAACUAUCAAUCCACAGGCGAGGAAUGAGAAGUUGGAGCAGUUGUUAGCCCAAGUUCGAGAUUUGCAGGCUCGAUUUGAGGGGAAGAAGACUGGAAUCUCGAGAGGACAUCCAUUCUCGCAACACAUUUUGGAUGCUGAUUUGCCGCAGGGGUUUAGAGAGCUGAAUAUCUUGUAUGACGACAAAAAGGCAAAAUCGUCAGGAGAAAGGGGAGGGUCCUUGAAGGCAGACAGAGAGGGACGAUCUAGAAGAUGGAGGCCAACUCAAUACACCCCCUUGUCGGCUCCUCAGGCAAGAAUACUGGAGGUAAUGGAAAAAGAGAUCCAUGACAAUGUCGUUAGGUGGCCACAGACGAGGAAAGAUGGACCAACAAACCCCAAGAGUAACCUCUAUUGUCGAUUUCACAAAGAUUAUGGGCAUAAUACUGAUGAUUCUAAACACCUCAAAGACGAGAUUGAGAGGUUGAUCAAAGCCGGGCACUUAAAGAAAUUUAUAUACAAAGACCGCGAACGGUCAAGCAGAAGGAGAGAAAGAAGUAGGAUCCCUCGCAAGAGGGCGAGAACGCCGGAAAAUGAGGAACUUCCUCAGAAAAGUGUAAUACACAUGAUAUUUGGUGGGCCGACUGACAGAGAUUCAAAUCGAGCAAGGAAGGCGUAUUCUCAAGGGUGGCAUGCUAAGGUUGAGGUACAACAAGUUGACGAGGGCGGCCCAGUGAUGAAUUUUGGACCGAAAGAUGUGGGAGAGGUCGAGAAGCCUCAUAAUGAUGCCCUGAUGAUAACUGCCCAGGUGUCGGGCUAUAAAGUGCAAAUAGUCUUUGUCGACAUAGGGAGUUCAGUGAACGUGAUCUUUUAUGACUGCCUCAAAAGGAUGGAACUCGACAUUGAGCUCACAUCUCUGCAUACGUCGCUGUUUGGUUUCAAUGGAUCAAAAUUCACACCCUUGGGAGAGACCAUGCUCGUUGUUGCCUUAAGGGAAGGUGACUUGAGGAAGGUGAAGAUGGUGAGAUUCGUAGUGGUCGAUCUCGAGUCGGCUUACAAC
This is a messenger RNA of Striga hermonthica, 1430 nucleotides long. NCBI's taxonomy places the organism in Eukaryota, Viridiplantae, Streptophyta, Magnoliopsida, Lamiales, Orobanchaceae. The record is from the annotation of a GenBank genome assembly.